UGUGAUGUAUUCACUUCCCUGCGCUCAGAAAGCAGAACUGUUCUUACCGUACUUUGCCCUGGUUUGGUCUUUUCAAGGGGGAGUGGCCAGAUGAGAUCUGAGAAAAUGGACCUCGAGCUCAGACCACAACUUCCCCCUCUUAGCUAACCAUGGCUUUGAGGUGCAGCAGCCUGCUAUUGGCGGUCAUUUCUCUGUGGGUGACUUUGGGUCGAGCCGAGGCUUUUGGGGAAUGUGAGCUCUGCUACGUGCUGGAUGGUAUUCUGUUUUUGUACGGCAUCAUCCUGACCGCCCUCUACUGCAGACUUAAGAUCAGCAGUGCUAAGAAGUUUGCAGUUAAAAAGAAGCAGACUGCGAAAGAAGAGGUAUACACGGGUUUGACACCUCAUGCCGAGGACACAUACACCACAAUUGGCAUAAAGCAGUGACGAGAAAAGAGAAUGUAUAUUUUUUAUUUUAAACUUUGCAAUGUAAUUAGAGCUUUUAAUGCAUGUGAUUAAUCACAAAAAAAUUGAUUAAUCAUGCAGAUUAAUCACGCAUAUGCACCUUUACAUUAACUGCCGAUGGUUGCCUGAAAGGCGCAGUGUGUUGUUCUAUGGUCUUUGAUCAGGUCAAUGCAUACUCAGCAUGAAGAUGAGUGAGGAGACUCCAACUGUUGUGUUCAAUGACAGAUUUCAUUUCAAAAUAUGACUGGACUUAAGAUAAAACUAUUUCAAGUUUUGAGCAAAUCAAAGAUGUGGAUUGAAGUAAAACAUUUACAAAAUGUUUGUAUGACAGUCUGACAAUAUAAAAUUGCAUUGUGUCAAAAUAUGUGAAAGUUAUUUGAAAUUAUGCAAGCAACAAAUUUUCUGCGAUUAAACACAAUGUAUUCAAUGUGUAAUCAAUCUAAUUAAAAUCAUCGUUUGACUGCUUUUCUUUAA
Molecule: messenger RNA, 917 nt
Organism: Entelurus aequoreus (snake pipefish)
Lineage: Eukaryota; Metazoa; Chordata; Actinopteri; Syngnathiformes; Syngnathidae
Product: high affinity immunoglobulin epsilon receptor subunit gamma-like
Exons: 6
Coding region: 150-425 (91 amino acids)
Biological process (GO): cell surface receptor signaling pathway
Cellular component (GO): Fc-epsilon receptor I complex
Molecular function (GO): IgE receptor activity
Source: RefSeq, a predicted model, not a curated record